Messenger RNA from Schizophyllum commune H4-8, 1494 nucleotides. RefSeq lists its product as uncharacterized. Lineage: Eukaryota; Fungi; Basidiomycota; Agaricomycetes; Agaricales; Schizophyllaceae. The record is from RefSeq and is a predicted model, not a curated record. Bases 1 to 1494 code for a protein of 497 amino acids. The transcript has 4 exons.
AUGAGGAUCUGGGGCAAGUCACAAGAGCCCCUGAAUGUAGCGGUGGUCAUUGUCGGUCGUCCGGAGUCGGGCAAGAAGUCACUGGCAAAAGCUUUGGAUGGCAGUAUCUACCAUCGCUCGCAUGACAACCAGUCGUUCCUAUUCGAUGUCGAAAUCCACGACGGAAGUUCACCCUCCACCAAGUCCUCAAAUCUCCCGUUCAUGGCCCUCAUUACGCUGGCUUAUUCACAGCGGACACGCGACGAGCACUUCGCCGAGCUAAUCGGCGUCGCGGCGUCAGUUUCGUCGAGCCACUGCUUCGUGCUCACCAAAGUGGACCUCGUUCCUCCCGGAGCUAAUGAGGAGCGCAUCAAUUGUCUUCGAAAAAGGGCUGCAAUAGCAUGGUCUUGCGCUUCCGCUGCUUUUUCAGCAAGCUCAUUGACACAUGAAGGCUUGGAUGAGCUCCGUGGCUACAUCGUUUUCCCCACCUGUCGAGACCUUCGGCAUUCGCAACUUGUGGUCUCUGUGCUGUUCGUAUGUGCUGGACUUUGUGGCAACGUGUUGUUCUCUCCCUCUUUCUACAAUGAGCAGCAAUGUAUGGCACUUGUCAUGCAUCAUCGAGAGAAAAGUGCUGACUAUGCUCAGGUCGACGAAGAGCUGGCCACCAUACAUGAUGAUGAUGCCCUCAAUCAACUGCGCAAAUUGUCGACAGCGAAGCCUUGGAACCAGCACAUACAGCGUGUCCUCGGCGCAAGCGAGCCAGGGCUUCUUCCCGUCAAGCAGAUCACCGACUCCUUAGUCGUGAAGUGGCCAACGUCCUCUGAGCGAGCAUGCUUGGAGUACAUCCGGAACCACACCACUAUCCCUGUGCCAAGAGUAUACCGUCCUGACUUGUCGUCACUCGUCAUGGAUCUUGUCGAGGGUGAGAACUUGCUCGAGUGCUGGAAUAAGCAAUCGCGCUUCAUGCAGUUCCGCAUCGCCUGCACCCUUCGAUUAUACGUCAAACAACUUCGCUCUCUUACAUCUUCGCGACUCGGCGGGCCGGAGAACGGGCGCGUUUCUGGUCUCCUCUUUCGGGACCAGGCUUAUGGACCCUUUCGAUCCACUCUUCAAUUCCGACGAUUCUGCGAGUACGUCGUCGCUGUGUCCUGGGAUGACCUGGACGCGCGAAAGUGCGCAUCUGGCGCUCCUCUGCCACCUAUACCCCAGUGCAAGGGAAGUUGGGACCCUGUCUUCGUACAUGGGGAUCUGAAUCCCAGCAAUCUGAUCCUUGACAAGCGCAAUACGCUGUGGAUUGUCGACUGGGCGACAGCGGGCUUUUAUCCUGCAUUCAUGGAGUCCCAGACCAUGCGGUACUUCAACGAGUAUGUGUGGAGAGACGACUUCGACAAGAUACCACGAUCAUGGAGGCAGUAUAGAGAGUUUAUCGCUGGAAAGACGGAUGCGGAAAGUGAUAGAUUCUGGGAUUAUUUCGAGUACACAGUCUAUCGGUUUGGUGGGGAUCCUUACGUAUGA